Molecule: messenger RNA, 1639 nt
Organism: Eubalaena glacialis (North Atlantic right whale)
Lineage: Eukaryota; Metazoa; Chordata; Mammalia; Artiodactyla; Balaenidae
Gene: STEEP1
Product: STING1 ER exit protein 1
Exons: 7
Coding region: 35-703 (222 amino acids)
Source: RefSeq, a predicted model, not a curated record
UUUGCCUUUUGUUUUCCUACUGCUGCUCUGAGCUAUGCCUAAAGUAGUUUCCCGGUCCGUAGUCUGCUCCGACACCCGGGACCGGGAGGAGUAUGACGACGGCGAGAAGCCCCUUCACGUCUACUACUGUUUAUGCGGCCAGAUGGUCCUGGUGCUGGACUGUCAGUUGGAGAAAUUGCCCAUGAGGCCCCGGGAUCGGUCCCGUGUGAUUGAUGCUGCCAAACACGCCCACAAGUUUUGUAACACAGAAGACGAGGAGACUAUGUAUCUUCGGAGGCCUGAAGGCAUUGAACGACAGUACAGGAAGAAAUGUGCAAAGUGCGGGCUGCCACUCUUCUACCAGUCCCAACCGAAGAAUGCUCCUGUGACCUUCAUUGUGGAUGGAGCAGUAGUCAAGUUUGGCCAGGGUUUUGGGAAGACGAACAUAUAUACUCAGAAACAAGAGCCUCCUAAGAAGGUGAUGAUGACGAAACGGACUAAAGACAUGGGCAAGUUCAGCUCUGUCACUGUGUCUACUAUUGAUGAAGAGGAAGAGGAGAUUGAGGCUAGAGAAGUUGCUGACUCGUAUGCGCAGAAUGCCAAGGUGAUUGAAAAGCAGCUGGAGCGCAAAGGCAUGAGCAAGAGGCGGCUGCAGGAGCUGGCUGAACUGGAAGCCAAGAAAGCGAAAAUGAAGGGAACCUUGAUUGACAACCAGUUCAAAUGAUCAGGACCUUUCUGUGAACCCAGACUGGAGACAGGCAUUGAGAUCAGGAAGAAAAAGAGCGUUUUCUUGACUACAUGGACUGGUUCCUACCUUUAUGCCCCAGCAGAAGGCUUUACGUGGCUUCCCAGUGAUUCUCCUACAUUCGGUGAGGUCUUUGAGUCCAUCUGACCUGCUUUCUAGAGAUGGAUUUUUCUCAAUCUUUCUGAGUAUAGGUCUUCUGUACUAUUUUUUGUCCAUUUGAAGUAAACUUCUUCAUCUGUGUAGAAGCUCUGUGAAUAGAUCAGUGCUUCAGUGUGUCUAGUUUCUAAAGGAGCUAUUCUUAUUCCUUCUUCAAAGUUAAUAAAAUGUUUAAAGAUUUUUGAAAAAAAUAUGAUGUCAUAGAAAAAAGUAACACGAAUUACAUUUAAUGUUACAGCAAGCCAGAUGCUUUUAAGUGGCUCUGUCUCUGUUCUUAGACUGGCAGGUAUUGGCUAGGGUUUGAAUCUCUCUACUGUCAGAGAAAAUCCAUAACAAGCCAGAAUCUGCAUAAAGUUUCCUUUACCUCAAAUGUUAAAACUCUAGGCACACCAACCCUUAUCAGAUGUUGUACAUACAGAAGGAAAAGCCAGAUUCAAGUGAGGGGGUAGAAUAGCUCUGAUCCGAAUGAAAAUGGGGUCUUGGUAAGCAACCCAAGGGAGCUACCAUCCUGUCAAGCAGCUAAGAGCCCUUAGUAACCUCUAUUCUAUUUUCUGUCUCUAUGAAUUUGCCUAUUCUAGGUACCUCGUGUGAGUGGAAUCUACAAUAUUUGUCCUUCUAUGUCUGGCUUAUUUCACUAAACGUAGUGUUUUCAAGGUUCAUCCAUGUUAUAGCAUGUAACAAAAUGCCAUUCCUUUUUUGGCUUAGUAAAUCCCACUGUGUGUAUAUACCAUAUUUUGUUAUUCAUCGGUUGAUUGACAC